Culex quinquefasciatus (southern house mosquito) is the source of this 2262-nucleotide messenger RNA. RefSeq lists its product as uncharacterized. Lineage: Eukaryota; Metazoa; Arthropoda; Insecta; Diptera; Culicidae. The coding region runs from base 1182 to 1742 and encodes 186 amino acids. The transcript has 7 exons. Gene Ontology annotation, biological process: regulation of synaptic transmission, cholinergic; positive regulation of voltage-gated potassium channel activity; sleep. The record is from RefSeq and is a predicted model, not a curated record.
CUGUCCGUCAGCGUAGAACAGAACAGAACUUGCAGUCAGUCAGUCUGUUGGCGUUCGGCUCGUCGGAAGGUUGACCUUCGGACGCUCGCGUGGGAACCGGUUGGUUUCGGUUGUUUCGAGUGUAAUAAACUCGAAAGGAGCGGAGAGAAGUAGUGUUGUGCUGAUACGAGAAGGAAAAGUGAAAUUUUCUUUGGAUUUUCUUUGUGACUGGUAAGGUUGAGUGACAAAAGUUGUCGGAUCUUUGGAGUUUCAUAGUUGGAAAAUUAAUAUAGUUGCUGUUUGAGUUCGUUUCCCACAAUCAUUGGAGGUUUCUUUUUUGUGCUCAUCCUACGACACUGAGCGCCUGAACGUGAUCUUCUUAAUGUUAGAGGAUAAUUAAAUUACUUCAAUUAGACUCCUCAGAAACUAAACACUGAGGAAUGUCCCGGCAAUAUGUUCACGUGCCCCAAAACCUGCCAUCACCUCCGCGUUUCAGAUCCUCAUUUUUCGGGCUAAAAAUAUAUUAAGCUGUGCUCCCGGCGCCCCCCAUAAAAACUAGCGAUUAAGUCCGAAACAGUACAAAGGGGAAAGUAGCUUCAUCCGGUGGCAGCUGCUGCUGGUUCGUCAGAACCGGUUUCUCGUCCGCCCUCCCCGAAGGCGGGAAAUCCCGUGUCAUGAGCUGCUUAUAAAAGUGUGCGCGCCGGAAUUCACCUCUAAAUAAAUUAAACUCAGCCCCCGUCCGAGAACGCCGCAGACAUGGUCCGGGAAAACCUUUCUCCGGUACGACAUCAUCAACAACACCGGCAUUCUUCGGGAGCAGUGCGACGGCCUCAGUGACUUUGUCCCCCAAGAAGAGACUUUGGAGCGGCGAGAGUGGAUCCUUUCCUAGCGUAAACAUAAAAGUGUAAACAUAGCUUAUCUUAAUUAGUAAAGAGCAACAUUGUGAAUAAGCUCAACUUCCCCCACCCUCUUCUGCAGGGAGGAGUUUUCCCACCCGCCAAGGACAAAAGAAGUCCCGGAGUGAAGAAAAUUUAAUUUUAUUACGGUCGAAACGAAAUUAGGCGUUGAUGCGGCCAAGAAACGGCACAGUGACGAAGGACGACCAUCAGAAGACCUUGUCGUCGUCGUCGUCGUAGGGGGGAGUGAGUGAGUGACGAGGAAGAAGAAGAAGAAGGAAAAAGGGUCCAGGAUCUACAAACGAAAUGGCCGUCGAGAAACAACAUAUCAGCUGCUUUGCGGUGGUGGCAUUCACGUACCUGCUGAUGGCGCUAAUAAAAUGUGCGCACGGAAUUGAUUGCUUCAAAUGUGUGUCGAUGAACGGCGCGAACAAGGCCUGCGAUGACCCGUUCCACAACAACUACUCAACGGCCAUCCUGGAGUCGCCGUGCAUGGGCGGCCGGAAGGGCCGGGACGGGCUGUUUCCGGCCACAGCGUGCAUCAAAAUUGCCGGUUACUAUGAUGACACCGGCGAAACAAUCACCGUCCGAGGCUGCGCCCUGGACAGUGGCACGCUGACCACCGAUACGGAAAUCAUCCGGAUGUCCCACUGUGGUCGAUUCUUCUACGAUGACCGGUAUGUCCACGGUUGUCUGCAGAGUUGCAACGAUGCGGAUGCGUGCAACCACGGCACGAGGCCGGCGGGGUCCGGAGGUCUCGGGCUGACGGGCUUGGCCGUAGCCAUGACGAUGGUGGCGUUGAGUAGCGUGCUCUACCGUCGACGGACUCUGUUCCAGCAGGAGGCGCCACUCGUCACCGGAAGCUAACAGAGCAUCGGGACUUAGCUACUGGCGUGUCGGCGGCCUGGCCGCAGGUCUUCGGACGAUGAUUUAUGAAAACAGCGCAAAGUCGUAGCGUUCCUCUAGUUAGGGUCGAGACCGGAAGAGUCUCUCGUCGAAUAGCCGUUCAACCGUGCUACACUAGCACGCGUUAUAUGAAAUACAGAGCAAGAUGAAAAAAAAAAACAAUGUAAGCAAAUAAAAGUUUGCACUCUCGUUCAGUUUUUUGUACCACAUCACCAGCAUCAUCAUACCUGCUCACCGUUAAGCUUUGCUUCUCGCAUGUGUAUGAAAUUUACAAGUGAAACAACAACAUCAAAGAGGUAUUGACGACCAAUAGUAGCAACAGCAGCCGCAAUUACUCACACGCAGUUAGUUAGGACUUAAGGUAAAACCACGUGGCUCAUCAUUCUUCACACACACACAACAAAAACAACAAACAAUUGUAAUAACUGUAAUAAGUAAGAAUAAAUGAAUUGAGAAUCAAAAUGUAAGGUAAGGUAAGAAA